UCGCAAUUCUAAAGACAACGGCGCUUCCCAGGAUUGUCGACGUAAGUCGUCCCUAACAAAAUCCCUCCAAGCCUUCGCAAGGAAUACAUUUCAUCGCAGGCAACGUCACACAAACGCCGGGGAUUCAAGUUACGGUACGACCCCUGCAACGUCGUUCACGAGCAGCCCAUGUCCACCCAGCCCAGGAGUUUCACAGUUGCGAUCUGAAGGGGCCAUGGCACCCGUAACACACACCAUGGGGAGGGCAUCAUUGAUACCAUGGGCAAAUUCAAGGGAUCAAACCCAAACAUUGAUGGGAGUAACCAGUUCCGUUAAGGAUAGCCCGGGUCUAAACGGAAAGCCAGGGAGCAUGGACCUCCAGCAACCUGGACCAGAGGAACCAAGCAUCUCGCAUAAGAACCCAUCUGAACUACGCCCAGAGCAGCAACAUCAACAGCAGAAGCAAAUAGGGGGAAUGCGGCAGAAACCGACAAAUGCAGCAAACGCACAAAUAGCACAAAUAGCCAAUAAUCCGCCAGCUGGAUCCUUCGGAUCACAGCAUUGUUUUUCUCCCAAGCAACAGCCAUUAUUGGGCCCAAAAGGGCGCUCAUUGCCAAAAAGUCUGACAGCUAUAAACCUGGCAUCAUAUUCUAAACUUCCUGGCUACUCUGCACCCACCGAAAGCUUCAUUAAUCGAUACCAGAGAAAUGCUCGUAGCAAGUACAGUAUCUUUAAUGAUUGUGAAGAUACAGCAUCUUUAAGGAGCUUUAGAGGUCGAAAUAACCCCCCAGAUGCUGCGAUAAAGGAUGCUUGUGUCUCGGAUUUACAGCAGCCAACGAACUUGAGAGAGCAACGCCCAAUGGAGGAACUCAUCUCCCCGUGUCCCUCGCCUAAUAAUGGCGAUGACAUCCAAACCGUCACCACCGCCCAACCACGCCAGUAUUGGUUAGGUCGCUUCUCCACCUUGGUCAAUGCCUUCCACCACGAAGACUCAUUCAAAGAGGAAUCAGACGCGGCCACAGGAUAUGACAGUUCAGCUGCACUAGCAUACUACUAUAUCACUUCAUCCUCCACCGCAACCCUGAACGACCAACGGGCCAAGCGCGCUUUCGAUUUUUUGGAAAACGCCUGCUCAACUGCUGAGGCACGAGUAAGCUUCCUGGAAUUUCGAGACGCCUAUUCAAGAUGUUUUGGUAAUCGGUGGUCCAAGUGGUUCGUGCGUGAUGCUGGUGUUGGUGCUGAUGCUCGUGCUGCUGGAGGGAGGUGGCUGAUAGGAAGCGGAAAUGGAGUGAGGGUGGGACUCUGACAGGCGGUGGUAUUGCCGGCGCCGGAGGGAUUGGAUUGAUGAAUAUGUUUAGGACGGUUCGGAAGAGUUUGGCUUGAGUGGUGCGAUUUGUUUCUUGUUUCUUUUUCUUGGUUUCCAAAUUUCUGUUGAUUUUUGCUUUUGCAAACUAAUACCCCUCAUUGGACGAUUCACGAAAUGCUUUGUGAUGUUCAGGAUUUUUAUUUCGCAUAUUUGGUUCGGACCCGAAACGCAAUGAGAGCUAGGGGACAUGGGUUAAUAAAGAUUGGAGUGGAUCUCGUGCUAUUGGGCUUUGCUUUUGCUUUUAUUCCUUUUAGCAUUGCAACGAAAAUCGUUAGUAAAGUCGGGGCUUCAUACACGCGAAUUAGGAUGGAACGGAGGA
Messenger RNA from Blastomyces gilchristii SLH14081, 1664 nucleotides. RefSeq lists its product as uncharacterized. The record is from RefSeq and is a predicted model, not a curated record. NCBI's taxonomy places the organism in Eukaryota, Fungi, Ascomycota, Eurotiomycetes, Onygenales, Ajellomycetaceae. The coding region runs from base 215 to 1285 and encodes 356 amino acids. The transcript has 4 exons.